This is a messenger RNA of Cajanus cajan (pigeon pea), 2910 nucleotides long. Its product is annotated as glutamate receptor 3.6. Gene Ontology annotation, molecular function: ligand-gated monoatomic ion channel activity. Lineage: Eukaryota; Viridiplantae; Streptophyta; Magnoliopsida; Fabales; Fabaceae. The record is from RefSeq and is a predicted model, not a curated record. Gene Ontology annotation, cellular component: membrane.
CAUGAGCAAAGUUUGGCUUCUUGUCCUUGUGAUCUUCUACAGUAGCUUGCCCUCAAAAGGAACAAACAAUGUUUCUACGAGACCAAGUUCCGUUAACGUUGGGGCAAUUUUAUCUUUCAACUCUACAAUUGGAAGAGUUGCGAAAGUUGCCAUACAAGCUGCAGUAGAUGAUAUAAAUUCCAAUGCAACGAUUCUGAAUGGAACUAAGCUUAAUAUUUCAAUGUUGGACACCAAAUUAUCCACUGGAUUUCUAGGAAUCAUUGAUUCAUUUCUAUUGAUGGAAAGUGACACUGUGGCCAUAAUUGGUCCUCAGUACUCAGUCAUGGCACAUGUGAUUUCACACAUAGCAAAUGAGAUGCAAGUGCCUCUACUUUCAUUUGCAGCAACAGAUCCAACACUGACUUCACUGCAGUUCCCAUAUUUUGUUAGGACAACACAGAGUGAUCUGUGUCAGAUGGCUGCUGUGACAGAAAUUGUUGAUCACUUUCGAUGGAGAGAUGUCGUAGCCAUUUACGUUGAUGAUGAUCAUGGAAGAAAUGGGGUGGCUGCAUUAGGGGAUAAGCUAGCAGAGAAACGUUGUAAAAUAUCAUAUAAAGUACCCUUUGAACCUUCUGAUAAUAUAACCCCGGAAGAAAUAAACAGUGCAUUAGUUAAGGUAGCUUUAAUGGAGUCUAGGGUAAUAGUCCUUCACAUAUACCCUUCUUUUGGCCUAAAAGUACUUCAUGCAGCUAGGUCACUUGGCAUGAUGGGAAGUGGUUAUGUGUGGAUAGCCACAGAUUGGCUUUCUACAGUGCUAGACUCCGAUCCAUCAUUGCCCACUUCUCCAGACAUGAAUGACAUCCAAGGUGUUAUCACCUUGCGCAUGCAUACACCAGAUUCAGACAUCAAAAAAAAAUUUAUUUCUAGGUGGAAAAAACUGAGCCAAAAGGAAGAUCCUAAUCAGGACCCUUCUGGCUUUAAUAUCUUUGGCCUUUACGCCUAUGACACAGUUUGGGUGCUUGCUUCAGCACUCGAUGCAUUUUUUAAGAGUGGGGGAACUGUGUCAUUUUCAAAUGAUUCAAGUCUAAACAUGUUAAUUAAACGGGACACCUUUCACUUGGAUACUAUGGGGGUGUUUGCUGAUGGUGACAGGUUGCGUAAAAAAAUUUUAGAAGUGAACAGAAGUGGUUUAACAGGCCAAAUAGAGUUUAGUGCAGAUGGAAACUUGGUUAAUCCAUCAUAUGAAAUCAUUAAUGUGAUAGGCACUGGAAUUAGGAGGAUUGGUUAUUGGUCUGAAGCCUCUGGCCUCCACACUGGGGAAGGUCCUAAUCACUCCAAUUCUAGUGGUCUAUAUGGUGUCAUAUGGCCUGGUCAAACAACCCAAACCCCACGUGGUUGGGUUUUUGCAAGCAAUGGAAGACCCUUGAAAAUUGGGGUGCCUCUUAGAAUUAGUAACCGUGAGAUUGUGUCAAAAGUUGAGGGAACUGAGAUGUUUGGUGGUUAUUGCAUAGAUGUGUUUACUGCUGCUCUAAACUUGUUGCCUUAUCCGGUUCCAUUCAAGUUUAUUCCAUUUGGUGAUGGUAAAACCAACCCUUUAAAUUCAGACCUUCUUCACAUGAUCACAAAUGGCACCUUCGAUGCUGUGGUGGGAGACAUUACCAUUACUACAAACCGAACCAAGAUAGUGGAUUUUACACAGCCAUAUAUUGAGUCCGGUCUAGUUGUUGUGGCACCUAUCAAGAAGUUGAAAUCCAGUGCUUGGGCUUUCCUCACACCAUUCACUCCAAUGAUGUGGUUUGUGACAGGAAUGUUUUUCUUAGUUGUGGGAGCUGUGGUGUGGAUUUUAGAGCGUCGCAUAAAUGAUGACUUUAGAGGCCCAGCUAGAAGGCAAUUUGUCACCAUUAUCUGGUUUAGCUUUUCAACCCUAUUUUUUGCACAUAGAGAGAAAACUGUGAGCGCCCUUGGACGCUUGGUGCUAAUCAUAUGGUUGUUUGUGGUUUUGAUACUGAACUCAAGCUAUAUUGCAAGCUUGACCUCCAUCCUAACCGUGGAACAGCUUUCUUCCUCAGUUAAAGGAAUUGAAAGCUUAGUAAUAAGCAACGAGCGCAUUGGUUUCCUGAGGGGUUCAUUUGCUGAAAAUUAUCUGACUGAGGAGCUCAACAUACACAGAUCAAGGCUUGUUCCUCUCAACUGCGCAUCAGAAUAUGAAAAGGCCUUGUCAGAUGGACCAGCUAAUGGCGGUGUUGCUGCAAUAAUAGAUGAACGUGCCUACAUGGAGCUCUUCCUAUCCACCAGAUGUGAAUUUGGUAUUGUUGGUCAAGAGUUCACCAAGAUGGGAUGGGGUUUUGGCUUCCCAAGGGACUCUCCCCUAGCAAUUGACAUGUCAACUGCCAUCCUAAAACUAUCAGAAAACGGUGACCUUCAGAGGAUUCACGACAAAUGGCUAACAAGAAGUGCUUGCAGCUCAGAGGGAGCCAAACAAGGCAUAGACCGACUUGAGUUAAAAAGCUUUUGGGGACUGUUCCUACUUAGUGGCAUAGCAUGCUUCAUUGCUCUCCUUUGCUAUGUUACAAGAAUGGCCUACCGUUUCAGCAGACACUCCAAUACUAACCUUGAAGGCUCAUCACGCUCUGCACGUCUUCGAUCUUUCCUUUCCUUUGUUAAUGAAAAAGAAGUGGAAGACAAAUGCAGGCCAAAGAGAAGGCGAAAGGAGAAGUGCUCUUGUAAAAAGGUGGUGCAUGAUGAAGAUGGAUCUUUGGAUGACUCUAUUGUUCGUGUCCACAUUGAAAAUAAUGUCACUGCCCAAUGUUAAUAUCGUGCUAAAUCUUUGUUGAAAAUUGAAUAUGAAAGUAUGACUAAGAAAAACAUAUAACAAGUUGAGAUUAUAAUAUGUAACUCUUCAUAUAAAAAAGGAAAAAAAAAUAUGAUAUA